AUGCCCUUGGCACCUCCGUUGAACUUUCCCAAAUGGCUGUCGGAGAAUGCUGACCGAUUGAGACCCCCAGUCAAUAAUUUCUGCCUAUAUCAAGGGGGUGAUUUUAUCGUGAUGGUGGUCGGUGGACCAAAUGAACGCAGUGAUUACCACGUCAACGAGACCGAGGAAUGGUUCUAUCAACACCAUGGCGGGAUGUUGCUGAGGGUUGUAGACGGAGAAGAAUUCAAGGAUAUUCACAUCGAGGAAGGAGAGAUGUUCCUUCUGCCUGCCAAUACUCCGCAUAAUCCAGUACGAUUUGCGGACACAAUUGGAAUUGUAAUUGAGCGCCAGAGACCGGCAGACUCGAUAGAUCGAUUGCGAUGGUACUGUCGUUCCAAGUCACACGACAAACCAACAAUUAUUCGGGAAGACUCGUUCCACUGCACUGAUCUUGGUACUCAGCUUAAGCCAUUGAUCGAGAAGUGGAUAUCGGACCCGUCAAUUCGCACAUGUAGUAGCUGUGGAGAAGUAGCAGGCGCCAAGUAA
Molecule: messenger RNA, 525 nt
Organism: Rhizoctonia solani
Lineage: Eukaryota; Fungi; Basidiomycota; Agaricomycetes; Cantharellales; Ceratobasidiaceae
Product: 3-hydroxyanthranilate 3,4-dioxygenase
Exons: 2
Coding region: 1-525 (174 amino acids)
Biological process (GO): quinolinate metabolic process; 'de novo' NAD+ biosynthetic process from L-tryptophan
Cellular component (GO): cytoplasm
Molecular function (GO): iron ion binding; 3-hydroxyanthranilate 3,4-dioxygenase activity
Source: RefSeq, a predicted model, not a curated record